AUGAAGGUCCCAAUGUCUAAUCUUAAUUUGAGUGAAGAGGCACGUGCUCGCUUUCUUUAUCUUGCAGUAUCGACUCCAUCUGGUCGAGAAGUUUGCAAGAUAGAUUGGGAUAAAGAAAUUCUCAAAAUGUCUUCUGCAAAAUGUCCGACUGUCCAGCAAAAUUACGAUUACCUCAUCUUCGUAUUAACGGUGCUCACACUCGAAUCUAAGAAGCCCCUUUCUUGGGACCUUGGUCCUGAAACGUUGGCUCCUCAUGAGUGGCCACAAUUUUUAUGGGACUCAAGCUUGUCGCGUCAACGCCUGAUAAGAUUCGCUUCCAGGCUUAAUCCACCGGCUGUAGUGACACGGAGUUCUGGAUUGUAG
Protopolystoma xenopodis is the source of this 363-nucleotide messenger RNA. The record is from the annotation of a GenBank genome assembly. Lineage: Eukaryota; Metazoa; Platyhelminthes; Monogenea; Polystomatidea; Polystomatidae.